AAAAAACUUUUGCCUUUUCUUGACGAUCCUACUUUUUUCCUUUUUGUUACUUCUUUAGUUUCAUUCAGGAUUGAUUAUUGUAACUUCCUCUACCGUGGUCUUCCUGAUUCUACACUCUAUCCAAUAAGUAAAGCUUUUAAAUCUGCCGCUCAUCUAGUUGCUCGUGCCACUUUCUUUUCUCAUUUAUCUCCAUAUCUUGUUCUUUUGCAAUGGCUACCUAUAAAAAAUUUAGAAUAG
Helobdella robusta is the source of this 237-nucleotide messenger RNA. RefSeq lists its product as hypothetical. Lineage: Eukaryota; Metazoa; Annelida; Clitellata; Rhynchobdellida; Glossiphoniidae. The annotation marks the transcript as partial. The record is from RefSeq and is a predicted model, not a curated record. The transcript has a single exon.